Protomyces lactucae-debilis is the source of this 1268-nucleotide messenger RNA. RefSeq lists its product as uncharacterized. NCBI's taxonomy places the organism in Eukaryota, Fungi, Ascomycota, Taphrinomycetes, Taphrinales, Protomycetaceae. The transcript has a single exon. Bases 298 to 1131 code for a protein of 277 amino acids. The record is from RefSeq and is a predicted model, not a curated record.
CACUUGCUCUGCUGAAGCAUGUUCUUCCUCGCAUUGGGAUCAUCUCGCCGCGAAUCUUGCAUCGUCCCCUAUCUUCCCUCGGCAAAAGCGCGAGCAAUGCAAAUAAACAAACCCCUGGUCAAUCGCCAAAAACAGUCGCGGAGCUUCAGCUGAAGAAAGAGGCUCCGUGCUGUCGCACAUUUGAUCUCUGUUUGCCACUCAGUGCCAGCAGAGCAGGUUCCAGUCCUUCGAUCUCCCAUUUGCGCUCUUUGACCAUUGACCACCACCGACGGCCUUUUACAACCAGACAGUAUAUCGAUGGGUCGCCUCAGCCGUUUCACUCAAGUCCUAGAUCGAUUGACACUGCUCAAUGCCUUCAUCAUUCGCGCAGGAAUGGCUCCUCAAGUGCUUGGUAACCCUGUGUCUCAGCCAAUUGCACAGACACGCAACAACGACAUGCUACCUCAAUAUUUGGGUGCACAAUUUGGACAAGAAUUCUCAAUGAACCUACCAGACCCAACGACUGCCACCUUCCUCGUCCGACAAAGCACAACAGAAGGAUUCAGCAUUGUGAGCCACAAUAACUUUCAAUGUGAUAAAAUCCCUACCUGUCUGUUCCGUCAGUGGUCGCUUGACAGAAGGAAAGUAGAUUGGUAUUAUACUUAUGGUGCUUGCACUUUGAUUGCCAACAGGGGCCACCAGGCAGCUGGACUUCAUUCGUCUUGGUUCCAGCUCUAUUUUAAGCCAUGGCGGACUCCGGUUGCUAUUUAUUGCACGAAUUCCACCACACUUGUUGGUGCUGUGUCCCUCUGGCCUGAAUUGCGAUGCACCUGGGGUGCGGCACGUCGUAACAGUGUGUGUAAACCGACACAGUUCGAAACAGGCGUCACUUUCAAACUGGUGUGCAAGUUGGACAUGGACGUCUGGUGUCUGGACUCUGCGCGAUCAUGGAUGAAAGAUGUUACAGUCUCGCCAUCCCCACAGUGUCGAACGAGUGUCUGCGAUGCUCGGUUCAAGAAAAGCAAGUACCCUAACUUGUUCUGCAGCCUAUGCAUAAACAGUCGCGACAAGAGUUCACAGUGCCGAGCUGCAUUUGAUAAUCAUGGCAGCUGUUUCUUUCUCAACAAAUUCAUAGGAAAGGGCUGCAUCUGAUACGGACGCCACGAUCACUACGGCCGAAGCUUAUCUAUCACUUGAAUGGAACGCUAUUCAGGCGCUCGCUGUAGGGCUAUUGGCCAUACAAUCAGGAAGCGUGCUUUUCGUAGCUGUCUAUCAUGGGACUCCUAAGC